UGCAAAACUGGCUUUGCAGAGACGCUGCCGCCAUUGCUUUCAUUUGCUGUACUCUGAUUGCUGCCGCAGGGAGCUGUGAGGGGGCCAUGGUGGAGCAGAGAAUUCACGACAUGAUCAUAGGUCAGUUUCUGAGGUGCUUGUGUGGGAUUCUGCAUUAAUAAGGUAAAAGCAUGGGUCAGAAGAGUUCUGCACUGUGCCUUAUUCUAUAUGAGGUUCAUAAAUUCUGUCCUGGAGAUCACCAGAGAAUUGCUGCUUACAUAUGGGAAAAAAGGUUCUCUUCCGAUGCAGCUUUAGGGAGCUGUGCGGGAGACUAUAAGCCAUGCCAUGGCUCUCUGACAAACCUAACCCUGAUGUUCCUAGGCCUUCAACAGAGGACAAUGACAGUACCCCUGUUAUUAAGAAAAUAUGUUAAAAUGCAGAAAUGAAGAUAAACGACAGAGAGUGUAUCCCUGUGUAGACUUCAUCACAGUUUUUAUGUCAGAGCAGAAGAAAGAAAAUAACUCAAGAUCAAGAAAAAACUAAAUGUGAUAGUGAAUAUACAACUGUCCAUUUCCAGCCUCCCUCUGAGGAUUCAAAUGAAAAAAAAAAUGGGCCCAGCUUGCUACAACACAGUAUUCAUUUCUUAGCCAUUAUGCCAGGAAAAGAGUAAAGGAGAGGAUGAGAGACAGUACUGAAAACUCUGAAUCUGAUGCUUCUGAUGAAGAACCACUACCUAGGACCGUUGGAAAAAGAACACACUCAAUGAAUGCAGUGACCUAUGAUGAUGUGCACAUCGACUUCACUUGGGAAGAGUGGACUUUGCUGGAUUCUUCCCAGAAAAAUCUCUACAAAGAUGUGAUGCUGGAGACCUACAGGAACCUCACUACUAUAGGGUACAGCUGGGAAGACCAUCAUAUAGAAGAACAUUGUAAAAGUUCUAGAAGACAUGAAAGGCAUGAAAGAAUUCAUAUUGGAGAGCAAUCUUCUGAACAGACUGAAUGUGUUAAAGCCUUUGCUCAUCACUGUACUCUUCACAGGCAUGAAAGAACAUAUACUGGAGUGAUGCCCUCUGAAUAUAAUCAGUGUGGUAAAGCCUUGGCAUAUCACAGUAAUCUUGAAAGGCAUAAAAAAGCACAAAUUGGAGAAAAACCAUAUGAAUGUGAUCAGUGUGGUAAAGGUUUUGCAUAUUAUAGUAAUCUUCAAAUUCACAAAAGAACACAUAAUGGAGAGAAAUCCUAUGCAUGUAAUCAGGGUGGUAAAGCCUUUGCAUUGCAAAGAAGACUUCAAAUAAAUAAGAGAACACAUGCUGGAGAGAAACCCUAUGAAUAUACAUGGUGUGGUAAAGACUUUUCACAACUCAGUGUUCUUCAAGUGCAUAAAAGAAUACAUACUGGAGAGAAACCCUAUAAAUGUAAUCAGUGUGGUAAGGACUUUUUAUGUCAAAGUCAUCUUCGAAUACAUAAAAGAACACAUACUGGAGAGAAGCCCUAUGAGUGUACUCAAUGUGGAAAUGCCUUUGCACUUCGAAGUAAUCUUCAAAGGCAUAUAAGAACACAUACUGGAGAGAAACCAUAUGAAUGUAAUCAGUGUGGUAAAGCCUUUGCAUAUCACAGUAAUCUUCAAAUGCACAAAAGAAUACAUACUGGAGAGAAACCCUAUGCAUGUAAUCAGUGUGGUAAAGCCUAUACACGUCAAAGUGAUCUUCAAAUGCACAAAACAACACAUACUGGAGAGAAACUCUAUGAAUGUAAUCAAUGUGGUAAAGGAUUUAAUUAUCACAGCAGUCUUAGAAUACAUAAAAGAACACAUACUGGAGAGAGACCCUAUGAAUGUAAUCGGUGUGGUAAAGGCUUUUCACAACUCAUUCAUCUUCAAGUGCAUGAAAGAACACAUUCUGGAGAGAAACCCUAUGAAUGUAAUCAGUGUGGUAAGGCCUUUGUAUGUCAAGGUCAUCUCCAAAUACAUAAAAGACUACAUACUGGAGAGAAGCCCUAUGAAUGUACUCAAUGUGGAAAAAACUUUGCACAUCAAAGUUAUCUUCAAAGGCAUACAAGAACACAUACUGGAGAGAAACCCUAUGCAUGUAAUCAGUGUGGUAAAGCCUUUGCCAGUUACAGUGGUCUUCAAAUGCACAAAAUAACACAUACUGGAAAGAAGCCCUAUGAAUGUAAUCAGUGCAGUAAAGUCUUUGUUCAUUACUCUUCUCUUCAAAGGCAUAAAAGAAUACAUACUUGAGAGAAACCCUGUGAAUGUAAUCAGUAUAGGCUUUGCAUAUUAUACUAAUCUCUGAGUACAUAAAAGAACAUAUACUUGAGCAAAACUCUAUGAAGGUAAUAAGUGUGGUAAUGCCUUGGCAUGUUUCAAUAGUCUACAAAAUCAUGAAUAAAAAUCAUACUGUAGAGAAAGCCUAUAAAUGUAGUCUGUGUGGUAAAAUUUUGCACUUUCUACAGGAAUAAAAACUUUGUGUGCAAUCAAUGUGUUAAAGCUUUUGUAUAUUACAAUAGUCUUUGAAUGCCUGAAAAAAUAUUGAGGACUUCUUAUUAUAAAGUAUUUGUUAAGAUCUUUAGCCAACACUCUUACAUUCAGUUUCACAAAAAUAUUUAUUCUGUAAAAAAUUUUGAAAGUGUCAACAAUCUGGUCAAACAUUAUGAUGUACAACUUUAUAUUGUUGUAACUUCAAAUUCAUGAGGAAAAUGAAUUUAUGAAUUUAUGAACCCCUAUGAAUUUCAAUGAUAAUUUAUUCCUUUUAGAUUUUAUACUUCUCUUCAAUUACAUGAAAUAACUGAUUCGGGUGUAAAACUUUAUGGAUUUGUAUUAGUGCCUUUUCUGUUUUUGUGAUAUAUUGCCUAGGUCAACUUAUAAAAAGAGUUUAAUUUGGCCCUUGGUUCCAGAGGGAUAAAAGAUCACCAUGAAAGUUCCAUGGCAACAGGUGUCAGACAUGGCAGCCUAAGCAGAAGCUAAGAACUUAUACCCUCCACCUGCAAGAUGAAGUAGAGAGUGAGAACUGGAAACAGUGUGCAGAUGUAAAUUCUCAAAGCUUUCCCCCAGUGAUAUAUUUCCUCCAGCAGGGCAGCAUUUCAUAAAUCUUCCCAAAUAAUAAUAGCAGCUGAAAAUGAUUGGUAUUUCUGACUUUAAUCCUACAUUCUUGCUUUCUGUCACAUGAACUAUUUAUAUAGAAGAAAAGCUCUGUAAAUAACCCUGUAGAUGUUUCAACAAAUGAGUUAUAGAAAUGAAUGCUUAAAAGAGGAAAACUUUCAUUUGUUAAAAACUGCUUAAAUUUCAAUUAUGUGAUUUCAGUGUA
Messenger RNA from Peromyscus californicus insignis, 3280 nucleotides. Its product is annotated as zinc finger protein 431-like. The record is from RefSeq and is a predicted model, not a curated record. Lineage: Eukaryota; Metazoa; Chordata; Mammalia; Rodentia; Cricetidae. Bases 658 to 2214 code for a protein of 518 amino acids. The transcript is spliced from 9 exons. Gene Ontology annotation, biological process: regulation of DNA-templated transcription.